AUGCAUCCACAUCGCCGCGCCCAACUUGAGCUCGAAGCAGCUCAGCAAGCGGCAAAUCCUCGCCCCAUGCAGAAAUCUGCGGCUGAGUUGGCCGCAGCGAUAUUCUCAGUGAGUGGUGCUGCGACGGGUGCGAACUCGGAGCCUGCGGGAGCUAUGCAGCGUCAAGCAUUAGGCGUGCGCGAGAAGACGUCGUCAAUGCAGUCUGCUCCCCGAGAGCCUCGCGCAAUGAGAGCGCACAAAAUCACGAAGCCGACAAUGUCAAAACGAGCAACACAUCGUAAGAAGGAGGAACUUCGCGUUCAGAUCAAAGAAGCCGACCGAGCCGGCAACUAUGACUUUGCGGAGGAUUGCUUCGAUGAGCUCGAGGCUAUCAAAGAAGCACACAGAGCUAAGAGGGCCGAAAAAAAUAGUGACCCCAAGCGUCUUGCCCGGCGGGCGAAGAGUAAAGCUGCCAGAGCCGAGCGGGUAGGCAUAACGAUUGCCAAUGGUACCUACUUGACCCCAGAAGAGAGGCGCGCGAAGCGAAAGGCAGCACUCGAAGCUAGGCUAAAGGCCGAUCCGGUAUUUGCCGCUCAAGAGGCGGAGAAGAUGAAGGUCAGGAAAGCCAAGGAAGAGCAAACCCGGGAGAACAUUGCAGCAGUCGCCCGUUAUACGGUAUUUCGGAAGCAGUCACCUCGCCAACGCACCCUCGAGCAGAAAUCACAGCUUAGCCAGGGACAGUGGCACGCGCAGUAUGGCGACGAUCAGGAACAGCAGGCCCUUUGGAACAUGGCCGGCAAUGGGGAACAGGCUUCCGCGUACCCUUCCUACCAUUCACAUGAAUAUCACCUUUCUCAAAACGAACAUCGUCAGUCAGUGCCUCGCUACUUCCACAAUCAAGAGCAGCAAGAUGCUCUUUGUGAGGAUUACCAACAAGAUUUGAGGGCGCGCUACGAAGAUCCGCAGACCACGCUUAGUCGUAGAAUGGAUCGCAUCAAUAUCGAUGAUCGAUUUUCUGACAGCGUCUCGACCGAUGAAGAUGGAGAUACGGAUGUGGAUGUUGAAAUGGAAGACAUUGCUUCGCCGCUCUCGGUGAUCGGUCAUGAGAGGAAUCAUUCAGAGCUCCUCUGCCCCUCGCCGAUACCCUGGUCUGCACAGUUGCAGGUGGGCGGAGGGGGCCUUCGCAACGAACCUAUUCAAGGACUCGAAGCUCACAGACCCACCCUUCUGAGAUUCCCCAUGCUAGCGGAAGACGCGGUCGGGGGGAUCGACCCUGCUACUCGACCUGGCUCGAAACAUGGCGAUGGCUCGAAACAAUUCCUGGACCCCGACAGCACAGCAUACAAGAUGAUGGCUCGGAUGGGCUGGGCGCAUGGGAAGGGUCUAGGUAAAGACGGGGCUGGUGUAUCAGAUACCAUCAAAGUGACCCUGAAACGAGRCCGAAAGGGUUUGCAGUACGGUCGAGCGAACUCCUCUCCGGUAAGGGAAGUUCAGCAGCCUGCACCCAAUUCCAUCGCCGCCGCUGGAGGUAUCACGAAGCUGCUCCCUAAGAGCACCUCUGCUCAAAUGGUCGGUAACCAUCCGAUCAACAACAGGCAUACGGUCAUCGACCUCACCCAGGAUGAGCCCGUAGACCCUGUUGUGAGCGACGGUCCCAGCUUCAUCGAUCUCACCCAAGACAUAUUCGUGGACCUCACUGGAGAAGAUGACACGGGAAACCCUCACAGUGAUGGCAAGCGCUCAACGGCCACAGAUCUCUCAUCUCCAUCUAGCGAUGCUCGAGGAUGGCGCGCCGCGGCUGACGUUCAUCACGGCUUGGGCUCMCGCCUGUCACCUACCGUGUYGAACAGCGCCGCGUAUGCUGCCCUUAAGGUGUCUGCUGUUGGCGGUGAGCAGAUGGGCGAUGCUCAGGACGUUGCAGACAGAUGA
Messenger RNA from Ramularia collo-cygni, 1908 nucleotides. RefSeq lists its product as uncharacterized. The transcript has a single exon. The record is from RefSeq and is a predicted model, not a curated record. Gene Ontology annotation, molecular function: nucleic acid binding. Bases 1 to 1908 code for a protein of 635 amino acids. NCBI's taxonomy places the organism in Eukaryota, Fungi, Ascomycota, Dothideomycetes, Mycosphaerellales, Mycosphaerellaceae.